AUGACAAGUCUCGAACUGAAGGGCGUUAAGAAUGUGUCCAAUGAGGUUGGUGACUUGGAACUGGGAGAAUUAGAUGAUCCGUCAUCUCGGUAUGGAUCAUUCUCGUCUCUUAGAACUUCUGAUAUUGCACUCCUCGAAAGUAACAAUGGCCACGAAGUGCCUCAAGGAAGACACUUGGGAGUUUUUUCUACAUUAGUACUUUUCAUAUCGCGAAUCAUAGGAUCUGGCAUUUUUGCUACCCCUAGCAGUAUAUUCGUGAAUUCUGGUGGUAACGCGGUAAUAUUUCUAACUAUAUGGUUUUUGGCCGCGUUGAUGGCGUUUGCUGGCCUCUAUCUUUUCCUGGAAUUUGGGUGUCUCAUUCCGAGAUCUGGCGGACGCAAAACGUUUUUGGAAGCGGCUUUUAACAAACCAACUAUGAUGGUGGGCGCUACAAUGACAAGCUUUACAGUAUUGACGGGAAUGUCUGUCUCUAACGCCAUAGUUUUCGGGAAAUAUGUCCUUUACGGUCUCGGUUUCGAUCCAAACUAUGUGAACAGCGAAAGCAUGGCUGGAAAUUACGUUGGUGCUGUUUGUAUUUUGAUCAUUGUAGCAAUACACGGAGUUUCUGUCAAGCGCGGCGUGCAAUUACAAAACCUGUUGGGCGGUUUGAAAAUCUCUCUCAUCAUUUUUAUGACUAUCAGUGGGAUUUAUGCCUUGUGUCUGAAAGAUCCCUUUAACCAAGGAACGAGCGUUUUUAUUGGUCAUCUCAAGAGAUUAGAGCCUGUCAGCAGCUCUUCUUUAACUACAGCCUUCAUACAGGCGUUUUUCUGCUUCGCAGGCUGGGACAGCGUCCAUGCGGUAACAUCUGAAGUGAAAAAUCCGACCAGAACUUUGAAAAUAGCAGGACCAUUGGCCCUCUUUGGGUGUCUGGCUUGUUAUCUCUCUCUGAAUUUUGCUUAUUUGAAAAUGUUUACCUACGAGGAGUUCAAAGAGGCUGGGCCUCUUGCUGGUUCGAUUUUAUUUUCAAAACUAUUUGGAGAAGCUUUUGGGAGGAAGUUCAUGACUCUUUCCGUGGCUCUUUCGUCGGGUUCCAACUUAAUGGUUGUUAUUUAUGGCCUCUCCCGAAUGAAUCAAGAGGCCUUCCGGGAAGGUUUGCUACCAUUUAGCAAGAUGAUGGCAAGCAACAAGCCUUUUGGAGCGCCUUUCCUUUCUCUUAUCUGUUGCGGCAUCCUCUCCGUGUUGUGGCUCUGUCUCCUACCUCCUGCAGGCUCUGCCUACAAUUAUUUGAUAGCAAUGGAAGGUUACGCUAAUCAGAUAUUCUUGUUACUUGUCGCUGUGGGAUUGCUAGUCUACAGAAAGAAGAAUCCCGACAAAAAGGCAGAUAUACGAGCCUCGACACCUGGUAUUAUAUUUCUCAUUCUAUUUUCUGCAUACUUGGUAGUUGGGCCAUUUUGGGGGGAUCAAUUAGAGACUAGUUUACCUCACAUGCCACAAUAUCAAAUAACGUCCCUUUUGAUGAUUUUACUUUGCAUCAGUUUUUGGUUCCUGAAGUUUCAAUUAAUCCCGCGCGUAUGUGGCUAUAAGUUGAAAUCCAAGUGGAUCUUACUUGAUGAUGGUCUUACAAUCAAAAAGUGGGAGAAGUGUUGA
Lachancea mirantina is the source of this 1626-nucleotide messenger RNA. The record is from the annotation of a GenBank genome assembly. Lineage: Eukaryota; Fungi; Ascomycota; Saccharomycetes; Saccharomycetales; Saccharomycetaceae.